CCAUCGGGAACCCGGAGUUUUUGUACAAAGGGUGCAGUUGAUCCCAGCCGGAAUCUCAACAUCUGUCCAUCGACGGAGUUUAAUUCAAAGGUUUAAAAUCUACAUUCUGCGGUUUGUGCGUUGUGGUUUGAUGUUUGUGCUGCCUGGUAAAGAAGCACAGUAUUUUUACAGUAAUUUAUACAUCAUAGGUUCGACCAAAUGGUCAGCCAUCAUCAACAAUGUGAUUCGCAUUUAACAUACAUUGCAGUCGCUUACUGAAGAAGAUUGUAUUGAGGUUUUUUUGAGGGAUCGCUGCUGACUAAAACUAUGCAUCGAUCGUAGCACACAGCACGUAUGUAGGAAUACCAGACUGUAAUUAAUAACAAUGACGGGACCUAGUUUAGGUAGCAGCGAUUCUGCAUCCAAAAUGUGCAGAUCGGGCCGCUCAAAAAGCGCCGGCAGUACCCGCUGCCACCCUAGAGCCGCAACCCAUCCUGUGCCACCAUGCACUGCUGCUAACAGCGCCGGUCGCUCGUCUGGUGAAGAAGAUGAGAAGGAGGGCGGUGCGCCGUUUUAUGUGAAUCGCACCGGUUUCCCCAUCGAGAGCGUCACCUGGGAGCGGAUGUGGAGUCACGUGGCCAAAGUGCACCCGGACGGACAUGCUAUGGUGGACAGAAUCAGGAAUGCAGCUCAUCUACCGAAACAGCCCAUACCAUCAGUGCCCAGCUUUAAGCCAUCCAUAUCAGUGCCUGAUUGGCUCCAUGCUGUCCAGAACUACAUGAAGAACUUGCAAUACAACCACACAGGAACACAGUUCUUUGAAAUUCGCAAAACCAGACCUUUGUGUGGGUUGAUGGAAACUGCAAGAGAAAUGAUAAGGGAAUCCCUUCCCAUUAAAUGUCUAGAAGCAGUUAUCCUUGGGAUCUACCUUACCAAUGGCUUGACAUCAGUGGAGCGCUUCCCGAUUAGCUUCAAGACACAGUUUUCAGGCCAGCAUUUCCACCAUGUGGUUCUUGGUGUCUACUGCAAUGGUCGUUAUGGCUCAUUGGGUAUGAGCCGGCGUGCAGAUCUCAUGGACAAGGCGCUGGGCUUCCGCACACUCAGCGAGCUUGUCUUUGACUUUGAGGACUCAUACCGACGAUACCAGCAUGCCAUUAAGAAGGUGAAGAUUGGUCUGUAUGUGCCACACAACCCACAUGUCUUUCAGCCUAUUGAGUGGAAACACCUGGUGCUGAACCCUUGCCGUCAGGGCCAUGAGGACAUGCGCAAAGAGCUGGAGAAGCAUGGGCGUGACAUGAGAAUGAAGAUCUUAAAGUCAUCGAGUGCCCAAUCUCCGAUAAAGGAACGAGCCAGGGGAAAAUCUUUGUCACCUCAUCGACAACAAGUCAUUAGCCCCCAAAGGCGCCAUCAUUUUCACAGAAGAGAAAAAUCGCCUGCCACUCUAGACAGAAAGCCAGCAGAGCUUAGCACCUUGAACGAUGGUUACCAGAUCCGCAUUUAAUGCUAACCUGCAGAAAGACUACCCUCUCUCAUCAGACCAGGUGAUCCCAUCCUGCCUCUAUAAUAUUCAGGUGUAAACUUUGUGGAGGCCAGUCCAUGACUGUCAGUGUUUUAUCAGCUGUAUUCUCUCCAGAUAUGAUUUCACUGCAUUAGCAGUGUGCCUGGGAUUGCUGUUAUUUUGUAACAGGGUGAACUUGGCAUCCCAGUAAAGCUGCCAGAUGCUGAGCCAGGUCCCUGCUGGACUUUUUUCUCUCAAUGAAGAAACUUUAAAAAAACUUCUCAUCAGGUCUUCUUGAUGAAAGUUUUCCUGGCCUUCUGGUCCUUGUUUGACCUCUCCUGAUUUUUCACAUUUGUUUAUAACAGCUUCAAUACCACAUCCUGAGUAUCCAGUUUGUUUGUGGAUAUCCCCUAAGUCUCGUCAAAUUCUGUGAUUUUUGGCAUUUUAAAUGGAAUGGUGUGACUGAAAAUUGGCCUUAUACAUAUUAUCAAGCUUUCAAUAAAUUGAUUUUUGAUUGAUUGAGCGAUUGAUUGCGGGUUGUCUUUGUUUAAAACAAUUAUGUAAUAUGCAACAUAUAAUACAUGCAAAAAUAGUAAACAUCAGUUAGAGACACAUACUUUUUUCUUUACAGCACUGUAGCUGACAUUGGAUGUUAGAUUCGUUCCUGUGUCCUUUUAUGCCAAAUGCACCUUGAGUCUAUUCAACAAAUCCCAUCAGUUUCAGUAGCAUUGUUGUUGUGAUUUAUUGAUUUGAUAAAAUAUGUAUUUUUUGAUGUGUUAGAAAGAUAAAAAGUCCCUGAAGAGUCCUGUUGAUUAGUAAUGUUCUAGUAGUAAACAUUGUAACACAUUCUGUACACAGUGAAAAUGGACAUAUCAAGAAACUGGACUUCAGAAUAAUAAAUCAGGUACUUGUGGAGUCUAAUAAUUUUUACAGGCACUCAUAACCAUGCAUGCCUUACAAAGGCCCCUAAUCUGUCUUCCCUAAUAGUAGCGGAACAGCACAGUUGUAGCAUCUUAAAACCAGCAGUUAAGGCUUUUUAAAAUUAAAUCUUAAUUAAAAAAUAUAUAAGUGAUGUCCAAUUGAGGUAGAAUGCAAGGUAGAAUUGAGGUUGAGAGUUAAAUGCUAUGCUUAUAAACCUCACACCAGUUCUCUUACGUUAGAACAAAGACUAUUGGUCACCAUUGGUCACCAAGCUACAACAAAUUUUUGAAAGCAGCCAAAACAUAUGCUGACUUAACAUUAGCAUCAUGUUAGUACCAUGUUAUUCUAGACACUAUUUUCUCCAAUGCAUGGGGUGGCUAAGUGGGUAGCACUGUUGCCUCACAGCAAGGUCCUGGGUUUGAUCCCCAUGUUGGGCGGUCUGGGUCCUUUCUGUGUGGAGUUUGCAUGUUCUCCCCGUGUCUGUGUGGGUUUACUCCGGGUACUCCGGUUUCCUCCCACAGUCCAAAAACAUGCAAGUGACCUCAUUGAAGAUACUAAAUUGUCCGUGACUGUGUUCAAUAUAACUUUUGUGAAAUGAUGAACCUUUGUAAUGAGUAACUACUGUUCCUGUCAUGAAUGUAACCAAAGUGUAAAACAUGAUGUUAAAAUCCUAAUAAACAAACAAACAAACUCAAUUGCAUGCUACCUAUAAAACUAGUGAAAAAGGUUUUUCAAUCUGAGAUAUUUUAAUGACAAGAUUAAUGAUCACUAGUUCUAAAGGGCUUGCAUCCAUUACACAGUGGGACAUUAGUAAAGUAAAUGAUAACACAAUUGUUAAGUGUCUUCUAAAUAAAAAUAUAUGAAAUAAAAUAUGAAAUACCAAAUAAAAUAAAUGAAAUUCUUGACAAAAAUACUACUACACAAUGGCUACAUGCAUUGCAUUUGUAUGGUUGAUUUGCAUUAUGCAUUGCAUUUUUCAUGGCUUACCUUGCAUUUUAAUUAGUUUUACAUUUUUAUUUAUAUACAUUUGUCAUACUAAGAACUUACAAGUUGAUGGCUGAUGAACACCAUAGCAUACAUCAUCCAUUACACAAGUAUGAUGCAAAGCCAGCAAUGACUUGAGAGUUGUCUAUUUUUUCAUUACAAUUCAAAAGCACAUAAAACAACUGUAGCACAGUAACUGAUAAGGUAGUAACCUAUAAUGGUGCUAUUACUUAUUUUAAAAUAUUAACUGUUAGAAACAUGUUACUACAUGGGCUUACUUUAGCUUCUACAAUCAGUUCAUAUACAAUGAAGAUAAAAAUUAGUUAAAUGUAUUUUAAACCUUAGUAAUGAAAACUUUUUCCAAAUCAAACUGUAGUUCAUGCUUUUAUUUACACAAGUACAACAUUUUAAUUGGUUCCAAGUGGUUUGUUGUAACUGCUUUAAUGUAUGUACUUCGUGAACUACCUUGUAAAAAUGAUUGAAUGGUUUGAAGGAUCCCUCUCAAGUCUCAAUAUGGCUGUUACCAGUUUAUUCUGUCCUUAUGUUUAAAAUGUUAAUCAAUUUUCUGUACAUGAAUUUUCAUGAACAAUUUAUUAGUUGUUUGCAUGUUGUAAUAAUAAAAGUGUCAUUUGUAUAA
Messenger RNA from Trichomycterus rosablanca, 4019 nucleotides. RefSeq names its product vasohibin 2 (gene vash2). Gene Ontology annotation, cellular component: cytoplasm. The record is from RefSeq and is a predicted model, not a curated record. The transcript has 8 exons. Lineage: Eukaryota; Metazoa; Chordata; Actinopteri; Siluriformes; Trichomycteridae. Bases 365 to 1480 code for a protein of 371 amino acids. Gene Ontology annotation, biological process: regulation of angiogenesis.